GGAAAAACCGGAUGCUCUAAUUGUGACAGGCAGAAUUAGUAACCGUGUCCUGCCUCCAUCCACACCGAAAACACUCAGGUGAAGGCUCCAGAUACUACACAAACAUUUGGUCUACGGGUAAUUGCAAGUGAAUGAUUAGGACCAAUGGAGACUGAAGGAGUUUGUGAGAUUGAUGUGGCUACCAGGAGAAUAGUCGGAGGCAGCGAUUCUCCCCCAGACCUGGACAGUCCAUGUCAGGAGGAGGUUGCAGAGUUUGAUUUGGGGUUGUGCUGUGCUGAGGAGGAGAGGGGUGAGACACCCGGCAGAGAGGACAGUCCUAGCGACCUUGGGGAGGCAGAGCUUGACCCUGGAGGAGACCCCAAGACGGGAGAAGACCCGGCUUUUGGGAAGGAGGUUGUUCUUUUGAUGAAGGCUCUGAACUCGCUGGCCACACCUGAAGAGAAACUGGCUGCUUUGUGCAAGAAAUACGCUGACCUGUUGGAGGAGAGCCGCUGCAUGCAGAAGCGUCUGAAAGCCCUGCAGAAGAAGCAGUCUCAGAUUGUGAAGGAGAAGAUCCACCUGCAGGGGGAGCACAGCAAGGCUAUUCUGGCUCGUAGCAAGCUGGAGAGUCUCUGUAGGGAGCUGCAGAGACACAACAAGACAUUGAAGGAGGAAAAUGCCCAGCGGUCAAGGGAGUAUGAGGAGCAGCGGAAGGAGGCCAUGCUGCACUUCCAAAUGACCCUGAGUGAUAUUGAAGUGCAGAUGGAACAGCACAGCUCCCACAACACCAAGCUGAGGCAGGAGAACAUGGAGCUGGCAGAGAAGCUCAAAAAGCUCAUCGAGCAGUAUGAGCGCAGAGAGGAGCAUAUAGACAAGGUGUUCAAGCACAAGGAGCUGCAGCAGCAGCUGAUGGAUGCCAAGCUGCAGAGAAUCACUGAGAUGAUGAAGGAAGUAGAGGACAAGCAGCAAAGAGAGAGAGACUUUCUUCUGAAGGAUGCUACGGAGUCCAGACACAAGUGUGAGCUGAUGAAGGAGCAAGAAACGCAGCUCAAGCAACAGCUCUCUCUGUACAUGGACAAGUUUGAGGAGUUUCAGAGCACUCUGGCCAAAAGCAACGAGGUCUUCACCACUUUCAGACAAGAGAUGGAGAAGAUGACCAAGAAGAUCAAGAAGCUGGAGAAGGAAACAACACAAUGGAGGACCAAAUGGGAGAGUAACAACCAGGCCCUGCUGCAGAUGGCUGAGGAGAAAACCCUGCGUGAUGGCCACUUCAAGGCUCUGCAGGGGAAGCUGGAGCUGCUGGAGCGGCUGUGCAGAGCCCUGCAGAAGGAGAGGAACGACCUCAAUAACCGGCUCAGCCUCCUCCAGGAGCAGGGAGACAAAGGGACCACAGCAGCUCCUGAAGCCCCACCACGGGAGCAUCCAGCACGGGAGGAAGACGAGGAUGAGGAGGAAGAUGAAAAUGAGGAGGGCUUGGCGCAGGACAACGGGCUGGAGGCGGAGAGCAUCCACGAAUCUCCUAGACCACCUGAACUGGACCCAACACCAGCUGCUACUGACGAAACCACUACUGCUCCAAGUGCACCACCCAGCCAGCCUGCAGAAACACCACCCACACAACAGGACUGAGAAAGUCCGAGCGAGGGCUCCACACACCUCCAGCCUAGUUCCACAACUAGCCAGAAAAAUAGUCUUUGAUGGAGGUAGAGAUUUUUUCCUUUUUUCAUUUGAGACUUGUCUCUCUGGGUCUUUCCAUGUAACCUGAACCCAUAAGUCUCUGUGCGAUAGCUAAAGAAGAAUGUAAUACUUGUAUCCAAGACCUAUUCUAAAACUUUGCCCACAUUUACAUUGGUUGUUCUAAUUGGCUUUACGGUGAGCACUUUGUACUUCUGGUUUCUAUUUUAACUAUUUUCAUAAGGGAAUUCCAUGCAGUCAAAUCGGCUUUUAGUUUUUCUCUUCACGUGGUCUGCCCCCCUCUAUUGUGUUUGUCUUGAGAGUUAGUUUGAUACAUUCACAGUGGCUAUACUCAUGCAUAUUGUCCCAGGUCACUUUGAAUUAGUGCAGCCUUACAGCCUGACUGUGAUCUCAAGAGCUGGAGAAGGAGAGGAGAUGUUCUGUCGCUCCUGGGGCUCAUUUGAUCUGUUUUCACACCAUGUCAUGCCGUUUGUUGACUCUCAGACAGUGAUAAGAACUGACUUGGCUACAUGCCAACAUUGGCCUGAAACAUAGGCUCAACAAACCUCCUGGCUUGCUAAUUGCAUGUUAGCAAGCUAGCUAUUAUGUCUGUAGAUGGUAUCUGAGGAAAGUGUAAUAUUCUGUCUAAAAUAAUGAAGUCCAAAAUCUCCAUCAGACUGUCACUGCCUGGUUUCUACUUCUGCGUUGAAUCCUAGGUCUGCGUAGCCCCCGUACCUACACAGAGGCCUCUGCACGUAGCUGACAGGCACCUCCUCCAGAAUGAUAACUGCGCGUCAAAACGACGCGGACCGCAAGCACUGUGAUUGGUCCGCUCGUCCGCAUUGUAUUACCCGCAUUUAUAGCACUUCGGGAUCCCCACACAUCGGCCGUGUAUUUCAUGUCCUCGGACGUGUCCUCUCUAUUCUUCCCUCCAAUCAUUGCUGUGUGAUAAACAGCAACAUGUAUCCGCUAUGAAGGAACAGAAUCUGCUCUGAAUUGAUGUGAGGAAGUAAAGCGAGAACGUAGUGGGGGCGGAAACCGGCGACCUGACUAUCAGAGGGACCACACUGCCCUCCAGCAUUUCGGCAGAGUAUUGUUGCGAGACAUGGACUCAUCGGCCCAGAAGUAUGUGGUGCUCACGUCCGUGGUAGAAGUAUAAACCAGGCAGUUUAAUGACUGUCACUAGCAGGCACAGGCCUACCUGCAAACACCCCAUGAACAGGAAACCUUUGGUGCAUUCAGGAUACAAUGCAAACUGAAGCCAGAGGAUUUAGUGUAACCUGGUCCAUCACUAGUGAUUGACAUUGUUGGCAGUCCUCUUAGAUCAGUCAAUAUGAUGAGUGCUGAGUUCAAAGGUUAUCAAAGGCACCAGAGCUGCUUUCCUUCUGCUGUACUCCAGUUCUCAUUGGUCCAGCCAUGUAUCAUUUUGAAUGUGCACUUGAUUUAAAUUUUCAUCUCACAAUCCGUUUCGUCUUCAAUAAAGAGUCAUUAAAUUUCUGAGGUUGACAAGGUUAGCAGAGAAAAGCUGAGGUAGGGAGCAUCAGAAAACCAGAGCCAGGCAUCAGAACAGGAAGAAAAGCGAAUGUGAUGAGCUGUUUGAAUGAGUAAUGAUGUUAUAGUCUCCAUCAGCAGGAGCUUCGGUCACUGAUCAAGAGGAAACCAUCAGACCAACAGAACUGAUCAAGUGAAUACAGGACAUUUACUUCGAUCCAGAUCUGGAUCCUUUUUCACAUGGUGUGAUUGUUCCACUCUGUCUUCUCAAACACUCAUAUCUUCUCUUCUCAUUCGGUUGUUCUUAUUUGAGGCGUCUUUGACUUGCUCCUUCUCUCAUCCAGCUCAUAAUGCAGCUAUUGCUCUGCUGAAGGCUAAAUAUGAUGAUCACUGCGCUUAACGUUCGAUACCAUCUCCCUAAAUUGCUGCUUCAGCCUUCUUAUUGGGAUUCCCCGAGUUGUGUUGCUUUAAUAACAAGACUGAUCCAAGACCAUCAUCUUGCUGUCUUUUUCCCUCCUCUGAGAUCCAACAUUGCUCCCCAAAGUGGAGUGAAAGAGAAGGAGCAUGCUCCUGCAGCAGUGUACCUGCUGGCUCACCAGGCUGUAGCUGUUCUUUUGAACCCAUAGUUUCUUCAGAUGUUUCUUUUCAAGUUGGUAUGUACACCCAGCAGCUGCCUGGGACUAGUCAUCAGUCUGAUUUGAUGAAACUUCUCCUGUUCUAAAAUUCUCCAACAUUAGUUCACAUUGCUUCGAUUCAGAAGAAGUGGAUGAGAACCUGUACAGGGUCAGGUGCUGUGUGCAUUAUUUACUUUAAAGAGGAGCGCUCCCACCCUGAAGCUGAGGGAAGACACUUCAGCAUCUGUUCCUCUUUCUUUGGCGUUGCCCCAGAUUGACUCUCAGGUAAUGUCAGAAUCUACCUCUGCAGGAGAGACUAACUGUGAAAGAAGACGCACGAGUCACCAUAGCUUUGGAGAGCUUUAUUUUUACUAAAAAACAACAAAAACAGAUGAGCCCACAACCCCUCUUUGAUUGUACAAUGUUCUUAAAGUCCUGUCUUGCUUUUCAAUAAACAUUUUGUAGAAUUUGCAAA
Messenger RNA from Notolabrus celidotus (New Zealand spotty), 4233 nucleotides. It is a transcript of the gene txlng, whose product is annotated as taxilin gamma. Lineage: Eukaryota; Metazoa; Chordata; Actinopteri; Labriformes; Labridae. The record is from RefSeq and is a predicted model, not a curated record. The coding region runs from base 145 to 1608 and encodes 487 amino acids. Gene Ontology annotation, molecular function: syntaxin binding. The transcript is spliced from 11 exons. Gene Ontology annotation, biological process: regulation of cell cycle.